GGAAGUGGUGGCGACUUGGAGUAGGGGUUUUAGGGGGCUCAGUUAGCCCUGGUUUAAGCCAAACUCUGAGACCCCGGGAAAGGAGAAGGCGAGACGGACGAGGAAUGGGCCUCUGCACAGGGCCGUAACGGGCGCAUAGAGGUUCGCAGGGUGGGAAGGCCAAGUGGAGAGCGGAUCUGCUGCCAGCGCGCGCUCCUCCGCCUGCAAGAUGAGCUCCAAAGGCAAGAAACGCGUUGUGCUGCCCACGCGCCCCGCGCCGCCCACGGUGGAGCAGAUCCUGGAGGACGUGCGAGGGGCGCCCCCCAACGAUCCUGUUUUCACCGCCCUGGCCCCAGAAGAACCCCCAGAUCUAUCUCCAAGGGCCGAGGACCCUGAGGCCCAGCUCGAGCAACUCUACCAACAAAGCCGGGCCUAUGUGGCCAUGAACGAGAGGCUGCUGCAGGCAGGGGACACACUGAGGCAGAAGUUCGAGGACCUUCGGCAGGCUGAUAAGAGGCUAGAACAGGAUGUUAGCCAGGUGACCUCAGCCACCUCCUAGAGAUGAGGCUACACCUGAGGCCGUCCGUCCAGCGCCGGGCACCUUGGCAGGCUUUGAGCCUUUGUUCCCUCUUCCAUCCUUGAUGGCCUCCAAGUUGGGGUGGGACUUAUGGACAUGGUCACCUCCUCAAUUACGGGGGCAUCAGCCUGGAUGGCGUCUAGGACUUGGCGGAGGUCGGGGCUCAGAACCAACAUGCCCCACAGUGGCCAUCCCUCUGCUCCUACUUCCACCUCAUGUCGGCCUGGACAGCGAGGGUCUCCAUCCCCAGCAUCCGCAGCAGGCCAGAACCUGUAUGUCCAGCCUCACCGUGGUUGGCUGCCUCCUUCUGGCUUGGGUCCUGCAGGGUCCUGCCGUCUUGCCUGUUCUCUGGUCUCAUCUCCUUGGGGCGGAGGGAACUUGGCUAGGGGGUUUUCAUUCUGGGGAGUCCAGGAGUACGGGAGGAGCCCAAAGGCGGGGUGACAGUGCCCAGAUCCCUGCGGGGGCCUGUGUCCUGCAGGCUCAGCUGGGCACCCACAGGACCCCUCUGUGGUGGACGUUACCCUCUGGAUGGGGCUUCAGUUGACCUUGCUGACCCGCUGCUCUGGCGUGAGCAGGCUUUGUUUUUGGAAAAUCAGAGAGUUGAUUCUGGGUCUCACUCCCCCCUCCCCCCAGUGAGCUGGACCCUGGAUCACUGGGGCCUAAGUCCACUCCAGCCCCUAUGCGCCUUAGGCGCUGGCCACCCCACACGCUUCCUCACGUCCCCAGCUGACUGGGACUGUGUUUGUCCGAAAUGGCCUUGGCUUGUGACUUAUUCCUGCCAUUCCCAUUCCUAGUGGUCACAGACUGUUUACUCUGGGCUCCCGGAUCCCCGCCCCCACAGGUGGUCAGUGGCUGAUGUCCAAAAGCAAAUGGCCAGGUGUGGUUUGGCUGACCCUGACGCGACCUUGGCUCUAGCAAGUGUCGGUCCACAGGGAGCUUGGGCCCCUGCACCAGCGCCUUGUAGCUGCAGUAGAAGGUUCUAGAAUGACCUCCCCCAUCCAGAGCCCGUGUUGACGAUUAUCAGCCCAGAGCGACUCAA
This is a messenger RNA of Chionomys nivalis (European snow vole), 1595 nucleotides long. RefSeq names its product chromosome 6 C19orf25 homolog (gene C6H19orf25). Bases 209 to 538 code for a protein of 109 amino acids. Lineage: Eukaryota; Metazoa; Chordata; Mammalia; Rodentia; Cricetidae. The record is from RefSeq and is a predicted model, not a curated record. The transcript has 2 exons.